Bactrocera neohumeralis is the source of this 1039-nucleotide messenger RNA. RefSeq lists its product as uncharacterized. The transcript is spliced from 5 exons. Lineage: Eukaryota; Metazoa; Arthropoda; Insecta; Diptera; Tephritidae. The record is from RefSeq and is a predicted model, not a curated record. The coding region runs from base 255 to 860 and encodes 201 amino acids.
AACAUUUAUGUCUUACUAUUCGAUUACCACAUAUUGCACCAAGCUCAAGCAUUGCACACUAUUGCUGUUUUUAAGACAGUUGUUACUAAAAGUGAGCACAAAUUUGUUUGAAAUUCGGCAAAUUAUUUGGUCAGUUUGAUUUUUUUCUUGGUGGUGAACGCGCGCGGUUUGUAGGUUCUCUGCUUCUAACUAAUUUAGUGUGAUAUUAUAAAUUUAAAGAAUUUUGAGUUUUUGGUUGUAAUCACUAAGAAGCGAUGGCAUCUCACAAAUUAUUUUUGGUGUGCUUAGUCUUGUCUGCAGUAGUGACAGGUUAUACGCAGUUGCCGGAUGAAGUGGAUAUAGAAACAGAUGCAUAUGGUAUAACACAUGAAAUAGUUAAGACAAUAGCGCCGGAAGAUAUUCCAAAAUCGCGUACAAAACGUGGCAUAUUUUGGGACUUUUUUCAGAAAAUGGUGACGACGAAAAAUUUACUUGUUGAUCAAUAUGUUGACACAAGAGACACACUUAGCGACGUUUACAAUUUAUUGAAUGAAGGAUUCAGCGAUCCAGCGCCGCCAAAAGCGACAAUAAGGCCACACACGAGUACAAUGAAAAUAAGCGAUGAAGAUCAGUCUGGCAGCGCGGAAAUGUCCACCACAACCGAAGCUUACCGAGUGUCACGCUAUGAAUUGGGACGCAUUUUAGGGCGCAACUUCCGUGGUUUGCAGCGUUUGACCAAAAUCGAGUUCCAGGAUGCAUUUAAUCAAUCGCACUACAACAUACAGGAAUACAAAGAUGAAGCACGCAAACAAUUCGCAAAUAGUGUUGGUGUGGAGAAGGUGAAUAAAAUUAAAGGCUUGAAAGCGGCUAUCGCUGGCUGAGGUGAAGUUUACCAGGUGCGUUUGUACAUACCUUAUGCCGAAGAGGAAGCUGUAAAUAAGUAUGCAUUUAAGUCUCAGAAGCUGCUGUAUGCUCAAAUACAUAAAUACUUUAUGUAUUUAUAAUUUUUUAGAAUAUUCUGCUAAAUAUUAAAAAAUAUCAUAAUUUUAAAUCAAUAAUA